This is a messenger RNA of Mirounga angustirostris (Northern elephant seal), 728 nucleotides long. Its product is annotated as large ribosomal subunit protein eL42-like. Gene Ontology annotation, biological process: translation. NCBI's taxonomy places the organism in Eukaryota, Metazoa, Chordata, Mammalia, Carnivora, Phocidae. The transcript has a single exon. Gene Ontology annotation, molecular function: structural constituent of ribosome. Gene Ontology annotation, cellular component: cytosolic large ribosomal subunit; ribosome. The record is from RefSeq and is a predicted model, not a curated record. The coding region runs from base 1 to 378 and encodes 125 amino acids.
AUGAACCUCAAAAACAUCAUUCUAGCUUUCUGUGCCGAUAGCCCUCUCGCAAACAUGGUGAACGUUCCUAAACCCACCGGACUUUUCUGCAAGAAGUGUGACAAGCACCUACCCCACAAAGUGACACAAUACAAGAAAGGCAAAGAUUCUCUUUAUGCUAGGGAAAGUGGCGUUAUGACGUUAUGGAAGCAGAGUGGCUAUGGUGGGCAGACUAAGCCAAUUUUCUGGAAAAAGGCUAAAUCUACAAAGAAGAUUGUGCUGAGGCUUGAAUGUGUUGAGCCCAAUUGCAGAUUUAAGAGAAUGCUGGCUAUUAAGAGAUGCAAGCAUUUUGAACUGGGAGGAGCUAAGAAGAGAAAGGGCCAAGUAAUCCAGUUCUAAGCUUCAUAUUUUGUUAUAUUAUGAAGACAAUAAAAUCUUGAGGUUAUGUUCACUUCAAAAAAAAAAAAUUACUCUAAGUGAAGGAAGCCAGACACAAAAGGUCACGUAUUGUAUGAUUCCACUUAUAUGAAACAUCCGGAAUGGGCCAAUCCAUAGCCACAGACAGAAGAUGAGUGAUGGCCAGGGGCUGGAGGAGGGGUGAGGGGGGACUGUCUGCUUAACGGGUAUGGGGUUUUCUUCCUGAAUUGUUCACAUUACAAUGGGUAAUUCUAUGUCAUAAAUUUUACCUCAAAAAAAUUAAAAGUGCGAUAUGAGGAAUUCUUAAUCGCAGGAAACAAACUGAGUGUUGU